AUGUCUGACCCCUUACCUGGUCCUCAAGUAGUGCAAUCAUCCUUGCAAAUGCCACCCACAGCACAUAUCAAAAUCAUUCACCAUCUGCACAGCAAUAUCACCAAGCCUGCCAUUAUUCCUCUCAAGUCAAGUCUUGAUUCAGAACUCAAACCAGAAUCACGUACAUUACAGCCAAUUAUAGUGGAGUCAGUGCCAUGGACACCAUUCAGAAAUAUACAAGACUUUGAGUAUAUGGAGAUUGCUGUUCAAGCCUGCCUCACCAAGUCAAAUGUCAAUGCUCGGCUGUAUGGGUUACAGAAUGGAUGGGCGAAAGGAAGCUGGAUCACACUGGAGAACCACAGGGACAUGGAACAAGCAUUAACAGCUUCUCAUGCAUACAUCAUUCCACUCAAAUGUGUUGUACAUGCAAAGUUUCAGGAAGGCAUUGUUUCCGUUGUAGAAGAGGAAUGGGAAGUGGGGUAA
Molecule: messenger RNA, 462 nt
Organism: Suillus fuscotomentosus
Lineage: Eukaryota; Fungi; Basidiomycota; Agaricomycetes; Boletales; Suillaceae
Exons: 3
Coding region: 1-462 (153 amino acids)
Source: RefSeq, a predicted model, not a curated record